This is a messenger RNA of Synchiropus splendidus (mandarinfish), 2142 nucleotides long. It is a transcript of the gene unc119b, whose product is annotated as unc-119 homolog 1. Gene Ontology annotation, biological process: lipoprotein transport; cilium assembly; nervous system development. Bases 107 to 850 code for a protein of 247 amino acids. The transcript is spliced from 5 exons. Gene Ontology annotation, cellular component: cilium. The record is from RefSeq and is a predicted model, not a curated record. Gene Ontology annotation, molecular function: lipid binding. Lineage: Eukaryota; Metazoa; Chordata; Actinopteri; Syngnathiformes; Callionymidae.
UUCCGUCCUCCGUACACGUUUUACGCCAUCUUGAAAUUGCCCCCUCAGUUUGUCAAGUCGUCUUCGCUGUAAUUGAGUGCAAUUAUUGCGACCCACGGCGUCAAAUAUGAACGGCUCACGGAACAAACCUUCCCCGACAGUCGGCAAAGGAUCUGAGGAAGUAGACACGGGCUCGGAGACGAGCCACCGGGAGCGGAAGAGCGGCGGAGGGAUGUUGAAGAAGCUGAAGUCGAGGCGCAGCCAGUCGGAGAAGUGGCCUGUGGUUAGCGAGGAUGAACUCCGGCAGCUGGGCGCAGAUAUCACCCCUGAUCAUGUCCUGGGGCUCCGGGUUGUCACUGAAGAUUAUCUGUGCAAACCAGAGGACAACAUUUACAACAUCGACUUCACACGCUUCAAAAUCAGAGAUCUUGAGACAGGGUCCGUGCUCUUUGAGAUUGCCAAACCUCCCAACGCUGGUCCCCUGGACGCUGAAGAGGGGGGCGGCGACGUGGAUAUCAGCACUGGACGAUUUGUCAGAUAUCAGUUUACACCAGCAUUCCUGAAACUGAGGACAGUUGGUGCCACGGUGGAGUUCACAGUGGGCGAGCGGCCCAUCAACAGCUUCCGUAUGAUCGAGAGACACUACUUCCAAGGUCGCCUGCUCAAGAACUUUGACUUUGACUUUGGCUUCUGCAUUCCAAACAGUCGAAACACGUGUGAACACAUUUAUGAGUUUCCACAGCUUCCUGAAGACCUCAUUCGUCAAAUGGUGGACCAUCCUUACGAGACCAGAUCAGACAGUUUCUACUUUGUGGACAACAAGCUCAUCAUGCACAACAAAGCAGAUUACGCCUACAAUGGUGGUCUGUGAUACCUUCAGGGACCACAUCCAUACACGUCACCUCAGGAGAGAUUGUUGAAACAACUUCUCAGAAAUCUCUUUUACCAGAAACAAAAACCACAUCUGCCUUCAUUUGAAUAUAUGGAUCCAUUCAUCGGAUGGUCAAAGGAUCUGCUUCAUAUUGUCUGUGGGAGUUGUUUCGACAGUUUGGGGUUGGAUGUAGUUGAUCUCUUGCCUUAUGAUAUUGACCGUCUCUGCUGGGAAGGGACACCGACAGUCACAGACCUGGAGGCUGUGCUCAGAGACUGUGAUCCGAAUAUAUAUAGCUUUUAUAUAUUCAGCUUCAUUUCAACUACCUUCUUUUUAUUUUUGGGAGUGACAAUUGUUUCCAUUUUGGAAUGACAAGCAUUGUUUAGUUGUUUUCAGUAUUGGUAAUUUCAGAGGAUGAUGUAGCAGCUGGGAGUGGGAUAUUUGAGUUGGGUCACACGUGACAUAAUGUAAUUUGCAGAAGUGAUUUAUUUUACUGUCCAUGAUCUGAUGUUGGGGGUGAAAUCAGAUGUCCUUUUUUUCUUAGCGCCAUGUACACUUCAUUCACUUGAAUCCUGAUCACUCUGACAUGUGUUCUUGAUUCAGUUGAUUCUAGAAUUGUUCUCAUAUUUUGGUUCUGCACAACAUCAUUAGGGAAAGGAACAGCGGUGGGUUUUGCACAUCAGUGGGAUUUUUAAGUCUAGUGUUUUCUGUGCAAGUGAUGUUAAGUUCAAGGGCAGAGAGACGAUGCUUGUGUUCUUUGUGUGCUGAAAAUGAAACAGCUCAUUCUCUUGGUUAGUUGUUGACAAAUACUUCUUAUCUAGCAUCUGAUUCGUUUGGGAGAAAUUAGAAAUGGUGGUGGCAUAGUUGAUCAAAAUGGAAAUGAGAUGAACAUGGAAAGUUCCGUUUGGAUUGGUCAGUUUUGUACUGCUACAUGAACAUGCUACAUGGAUGAAUUAAGUGGUUUUCAUACCUGUUGACUUUAAAGACAGUGCUUUUGAAUGAUCUGACUUGAGUCAGGUUUCUAAAAGUAAAUUAACUUGAACAAUUUAAAGCAUUAUAUCAGGGAGUUUCGCUCAUCCUUAUUUUCAGUUUUUAAAUGACUGUCAUACUUCGCAUUACUGGAUGAACCUGAUAAUUUAAACUGUCUUGUGGAAACGUUUCUGUCUUACACAACAAAACACGAUUACAUCUUUGCACAAUACGGCUUUGACAUUCCCAAGUCAUUUCAUGCGUUAUGUUAUUUUUAUAUUACCGACUUUCUGUCAAAUGUUGUAAAAAGUGGUAAAUAAAAA